This is a messenger RNA of Acanthosepion pharaonis, 4353 nucleotides long. NCBI's taxonomy places the organism in Eukaryota, Metazoa, Mollusca, Cephalopoda, Sepiida, Sepiidae. The record is from the annotation of a GenBank genome assembly.
AUGGCCGCUAUUGUCGGCUGCUUUGUAUUCGCCGUGUUGAAGACGAGCAGUUUCAUUUCUUUCUUUCUUUCUUUCUUCCUUCCUUUAUUUCUUUAUUUCUUUCUUUCUUUCUUUCUUCUUUUCUUUCUUUCUUCCUUUCUUCCUUUCUUUCUUUCUUUCUUUCUUUCUAUUUAUGCUUGUUUUUUGUUUCUUUAUCCUGUUUGUUUUUUAUUUCUUUUUUCUUCCUUCCUUCCUUCCUUCUUUCCUUCCUUCCUUCCUUCCUUCCUUUCUUCCUUCCUUCCUUCCUUCCUUUCUUUCUUUCUUUCAUUCUAUCUUUCUUUCUUUCUUUCUUUCUUUCUUUCCUUCUACAUUUCUCGUAUUUCUUUUUCUUUGUCUUGUUUGUUUGUUUAUUAUUAUUAUUAUUAUUAUUAUUAUUUUCUCUCUCGCUCUCACUUUCUUUCUUUCUUUUUUCCUUUCUUUCUUCCUUUCUUUCUUACUUUCUUACUUUCUUGCUUUCUUCCUUUCUUUAUUUCUUUCUUUCUUACUUUUUUCUUUCUUGCUUUAUUACUUUCUUUCAUUCUAGCUUUCUUUCUUUCUUGCUUUCUUUCUUGCUUUCUUUCUUUCUUACUUGCUUCCUUACUUUCUUUCUUUCUUGCUCAGGGUCUGAUAUUUUCGCGUUCUUUUUUUUCUUUAUCCGGAUUAUUUUUUGUUCGCUCUUUUUUUUUCUUUCUUUCUUUCUUUCUUUCUUUCUUUCUUUCUUUUUCUCCAUUUUUUUUUUACUUAUUUCUUAACCCUGUUUGUGUCUUGAUUCUCAUUUCUUUCUUAUAUUCUUCCUGCAUAAUGUUUCUUUCUUUGUCUUGUUUCUUUUUUAUUUUCUUUCGUUUCUUUUUUUUUUCUUUAUUCUUCGAUGUUUCUUGUUUCAGCAUUCUGUUUGAUUUUUUUUUCUUUCUUUGUUUCGUUCUUUUUGCCUUUCUUCGUAAAGUUGUUUGUUCCUUGAUUUUUUUCCUUUCUUUUUCUAUACAAUUUCUUUGUUUCUCGCUUCCUUUUUCUUCUUCCUCUUUUUUUCUUCCUUUAUUCCCCCCAUCGGGGUAUUCAUUCCUUUCUGUCACGCUUUUUUCUUUCUUUCUUUCUUUCUUUCUUUCUUUCUUUCUUUCUUUCUGUUAUGUUCUGUCCACUUUCUUUCGUUCUGUUGUAUUUUCUGUAACCUGUCUGUUCUUUUCUUUUUCCUUUCUUUUUCUGUUCAAUUUCUUUACUUCUUUUGUUUCUCUUUCUUUCUUUCAUUCUUCCUUUCUUUCUUUCAUUCUUCCUUUCUUUCUUUCUUUUUUCUUUCUUUCUUUCUUUUUUCUUUCUUUCUUUCUAGCUUAUCUGUCUUUGUUCCUUUAUUUAUUUCGGCUCACUUUAAAUUUCUUCCAUUCUUUCUUUUCCUUGCUCGUUUAUUUCUUUUCUUCUCUUUCAAGUUUCUUUCCAGUUUCUUUCUUUGUUCAAUUUCAUUCUUUCUUUCUUUCUUUCUUUCUUUCUUUCUUUCUUUCUUUCUUUCUUUCUUCCCUUUAUUCAUUCUGCCUUUAUUUCUCUUUCCAGUUUCUUUCUUUCUUUGUGCAGUUUAUUUCGUCCUUUGUCGAUUCCCUUCUUUCUUUCUAUCUUUCUUUUUUUCUUUAUUUCUUUCUUUCUUUCUUCAUCUAUUUCAUUCUUUCUUUCUUUGAACAGUUUCUUUACUUAUUCCACAGUUUAUUCAUUUCUUUCUUUCCUUUUUUUAUUCUUUCUUUCUUCGUUCCCUUUGUUCCUUUCUUUCUCUGUCUACUUUCUUUCUUUCAUCGCUUUGUUCUUUGCUUUCUUUCCUUCUUUUUUCUUUCUUUUUUUCUUUUUUUCGUUCCUUUUGUUCCAUUCUUUCUUGGUCUAGUUUCUUUCUUUCUUUCUUUCUUUCUUUCUUUCUUUCUCUUUCUUUCUUUCUUUCUUUCUCCGUUCCGUUUCUUCUUGCUUUCUUUCUUUCUUUUUUUCUUUCUUUCUUUCUUUCCUUCUUUCUUUCUUUCUUUCUUUCUUUCUUUCUUUAUUCCUUUCUUUCUUUCUUUCUUUCAUUCUUUCUUUAUUAUUUCUUUCUUUCUUUCUUUCAUUCUUUCUUUCUCUCUUCCUUUCUUUCUCUCUUCCUUUCUUUCUUUCUUUUUUUCUUUCUUUGAUUUUUCUUUCUUUCAUUCUUUCUUUAUUCCUUUCUUUCUUUCUUUCAUUCUUUCUUUCUCUCUUCCUUUCUUUCUUUUUCUUUUUUCUUUCUUUCAUUUCUUUCUUUUCUUUCAUUCUUUCUUUAUUCCUUUCUUUCUUUUCUUCUUUCUUUCUUUUUCUCUCUUCUUUCUUUCUCUCUUCCUUUUCUUUUUUUUUUUUUUUUUCUUUCAUUUUCUUUUUUUUCUUCCUUUUCUUUCUUUCUUUCUUUUUUCUUUCUUUGAUUCUUUCUUUCUUUCAUUCUUUCUUUAUUCCUUUCUUUCUUUCUUUCAUUCUUUCUUUCUCUCUUCCUUUCUUUCUUUCUUUUUUCUUUCUUUCAUUCUUUCUUUCUUUCAUUCUUUCUUUCUUUAUUUUCUUUCUUCUUUUCAUUCUUUCUUUUCUUCCUUUCUUUUCUCUUCUUUUUCUUUCUUUCUUUUUCUUUCUUUCAUUCUUUUUCUUUUUUAUUCUUUCUUUCUCUUCUUCCUUUUCUUUCCUUUCUUUCUUUUCUUUUUUCUUUUUGAUUCUUUUUUCUUUCUUUCAUUUCUUUUUUUUCUCUCUUUCUUUCUUUCUUUUCUUUUCUUUCCUCUUUCUUUUCUUUUUUUUUUCUUUCAUUCUUUCUUUCUUUCAUUCUUUCUUUCUUUCUUUCUUUUUUCUUUCAUUCUUCUUUCUCUCUUCCUUUCUUUCUCCCUUCCUUUUCUUUCUUUCUUUUUUUCUUUCUUUCAUUCUUUCUUUUUCUUUUCAUUUUUCUUUAUUCCUUUCUUUCUUUCUUUCUUUCAGUCUUCCUUUCUUUCUUUUUUUUUUCUUUCUUUCAUUCUUUCUUUCUUUCAUUCUUUCUUUUUCUUUCUUUCUUUUCUUUCAUUUUUUUUCUUCUUCUCUUCCUUUCUUUUUCUCUUCCUUUCUUUUUUUCUUUUCUUUUCUUUCUUUCUUUCUUUUCAUUUUUUCUUUAUUCUUUCUUUUUCUUUCUUUCAUUCUUUUCUUUUCUCUCUUCCUUUCUUUCUCUUUCCUUUCUUUCUCUCUUCCUUUCUUUCUUUCUUUUUUUUCUUUCAUUCUUUUCUGCCUUUAUUCCCUUUCUUUCUUUUUUUUUUCAUUUUUUCUUUCAUUCUUUCUUUCUCUCUUCCUUUCCUUUUCUUUUUCUUCCUUUCCAGUUUCAUUCUUUCUUUCUUUCAUUCUUUCUUUCUCUUCCUUUCUUCUUUUUUUUUUUUUUUCUUUCAUUCUUCUUUUCUUUAUUCUUUCUUUUUAUUCCUUUCUUUCUUUCUUUCAUUCUCCUUUCUCUCUUCCUUUCUUUCUCUCUUCCUUUCUUUCUUUCUUUUUCUUUCUUUCUUUUUCUUUCUUUCAUUCUUUCUUUUUUUCAUUCUUUUUUUUUCCCGGUUUUCUUUCUUUCUUUUUCUUCCUUUUUUUCUUCCUUUUUCUUUCUUUUUUUUUUCUUUUCUUUCAUUCUUUCUUUCUUUCAUUCUUUCUUUAUUCCUUUCUUUCUUUCUUUCAUUCUUUCUUUCUCUCUUCCUUUCUUUCUUUCUUUUUUUCUUUCUUUCAUUCUUUCUUUCUUUCAUUCUUUCUUUAUUCCUUUCUUUCUUUCUUUCAUUCUUUCUUUCUCUCUUCCUUUCUUUCUUUCUUUUUUCUUUCUUUCAUUCUUUCUUUCUUUCAUUCUUUCUUUAUUCCUUUCUUUCUUUCUUUCAUUCUUUCUUUCUCUCUUCCUUUCUUUCUCUCUUCCUUUCUUUCUUUCUUUUUUCUUUCUUUCAUUCUUUCUUUUCUUCUUUCUUCCUUUUAGUUUCAUUUCUCUUUUUUUUCUUUCUCUCUUCCUUUCUUUUCUUUCUUUUUUUUCUUUCUUUCAUUCUUUUCUUUAUUCUUUCUUUAUUCUUUCUUUCUUUCUUUCUUUCAUUCUUUCUUUCUCUUCCUUUCUUUCUCUCUUCCUUUCUUUCUCUCUUCUUUUUUCUUUUUUUUUUUUUUCUUUUCAUUCUUUCUUUCUUUCAUUCUUUUUUUUUUUCACUUCUUUUUUCUUUCUUUCUUUCUUUCUUUUCUUUCUCUCUUCCUUUCUUUCUCUCUUCCUUUCUUUUCUUUCUUUUUUCUUUCUUUUUGAUUCUUUCUUUCUUUUCAUUCUUUCUUUAUUCCUUUCUUUUUUCUUUCAUUUUUUCUUUCUCUCUUCCUUUUCUUUCUCUCUUCUUUUUUUCUUUCUUUUUUUUCUUUCUUUGA